AUGGAAAGUAAAAAUGCCAUUAGUUCAUGGUCUAAAGAAAAAUUGGAAGAUCAAUACUUACGAUUGUAUGAUGAUUAUUUGACAUUAAAAAAACAUGCAUGUAAACAAGAGGAACGUAUUAAAAAAAUGGCAACUAAAAUUUUACGUUUAGCUAAUGAUAAGAAAGAUUCUGAUCCUGGAUCUGUAUUGAAAGAAGAUUAUCAAGAACAGAUUGAAGUGUUGGAAAGAAAAAAUGCUACAUUGACACGAAAAUUAGCAUUAGUACAAAAUCAGUUAAAUGUUCAAAAACAAAGAAUUGGCAGUGCACCACUUUCAGCUCGGAAAGCGAGUUCCGCAACUAUUCAAACAACAGGUCGUAAUUCUUGUGUUGGAGAAAAACCAAUAAAUAAUUCUAAUGUUAUACAAACAUUACGUUUUCAAAAUUCUGCAUUUGAAAAAACGAUACAAAAAUUAUCAGAACAAUUAAAAGAACGUAAUGAAUUAAUUGAUCAAUUAAAAGAAGAAUUACAAAUAAAAGAGAAAAUUCAUACGAAUAAUUUAGUUACCCUUGGUGAACAAGUCACAUCAAAACAAAGGAUUGCUUUACAAGAAAAUCUUGAUUUAAUACGUACCCAAAGAGAAUUACGUGAAAAGCAAUUCCUGAUUAAUCAUUUAGAAGAACGUAUUAAAGAAGCUGAAUCUAAUUAUAAUAUAAUUCAAUCAACUAAUCGUCAAUUAGUCAUAGAAAUUGAACGUUUAACACGUGAAUCAAGUCAAUUAGAACAAAAAUUAUUCUCUUUACAAUCUGAUAAUAAUUUGGCAUCUAAACAACAAUUGAAAAUAUUAGAGCUUCAAUAUGCAUUUGAUGAUGCAAAACGUGAAAAUCAAGCCCUUAAAGAAUCAAAUGAAAAACUUAUAGCAAACGCAUUCUCUAUUAAACCUGAACAAAAUUGGACAUUGAAAGAACAAAAAUUACGUAGACAAAUUGAUCAUUUAGAAAUGAUGGUACAUAAUUUACAACAACAAUUAAAACAACAAGAAAAACAUUCACCUGAUCAUCAAGUUAUUGAAGAGAAAAUUCUGCCAAAUAAACAACAAUCUAAUAAAUUAGAAAGUGUGCCAAGUAAACAAGUUGAUAAAGUUGAUUCAAAUGAACAACCUAAAGUGACAAAUACAACAACUCAAAUGUUUGCACAAAUUACUGGAUUCACUGUUGAAGAAUUAGAAGAUGCUAUUAUGAUCUUACGAGAGCGUAAAUCAAAAUCUCAAUCAGUCGAUGAUGAUCUACUACCUAAUGCUGAUAAAUAUUUAUUAGGUCAAAACAAAGAUCCAUUAAAACCAUUAAAUGAAUCUGAAUUAUUACAUAUAGAUACAAUUAAUGAAUUAGAAAAAACAAGAAAAUUAUUACAUAAUCAAUAUAAAAUUAAUAAAAAUUAUCAAAUUGAAAUAAAACAAUUAACAGAUCAUUUAACCGAAUAUAAAUUAGAAACAGAACACCAUUUAAUUGAAUAUAAAAAUUUAUUAAAUCAACGUAAUGAACAAAUAAAACAAUUAAAAAAUCAAUUACAUAAUUUAUUAUAUAAUUCAAUGAAUAAAUAUAAAGGUGAUCAACUUCCAAAUGACAAGCUGACAACAGAAGAUGCUUUAAAGCCAGGAGAAAGCUUAAUCGAGUUCCAUGUAGGUCAAUUACAUUUGUUACCAUCGUUACUAUAUAAAUAUCAAACAAAUUCUUCUUCUACAACGAAUAAUAAUCAAAAGAAUCAUAUUACUGAAGAAUCAAUCAAUCUAUUUCUAACAUGGGAUUUUUAUGAUUAUGAAACACAAGCAACACCAAUUUUAUUUAUACAUAAUUCAAUCGAUUUAAAUAUGACAAUACAAUAUCCUAUAGAAAUAAAUGAUACAUUAAUGAAUUAUUUAAUCAAGGAACCAUGCACUAUAGAAAUGCAUCAAGUUAUCAAUUCCAAUUAUCGUACUAUUGCUGUUGGAAAACUUAAUUUCACACAAUUAUUUACUGGAAAAGACGACUGUAUAGAAAUCCCUGAUCAAGGAAGUAUUGUACGUCGACAAGGUCAAUUAGAUUUAUUUCUUAUCUCUACUCCAGAUAAUUCUAUUAAUAUUAAAGAAAAUGAAAAAAUAAAGUUUGGAACUUUACAUUAUUGGAUACGACUAACUGCAUCAAUGCCAGAUUCUAUUAAACUUUAUAAAGAAAGAUUUCAACAAUUACCUGGAUCUAUAACAUUCACUAAUAAAUCAUCUAUUCAUCAUGAUGAAUUACAUUCAACAGAUCUAUCCAAAAAUAUUCUUACUAUUGAAAUAAUGAAAAUUACUCAUUUAAAUAUUCAACAGCGUUUAAAUUAUUUACCAUCAAUUUAUUUUGUAUAUCAAUUUUAUAAUGAAUUAGAAUAUGCUUCUAUGAUAAUUAAAGAGAAUAAUACACCAAUAUUUAAUGAUUUACAUACUAUACAAUUAGAGAUGAAUGAUGAACUUGAUAAUUAUUUAAGAACACAGAAUUUAAACAUUUACAUUGUUGAUAAUGCAGAUCCUUCACCUGAGACAAGUUGUCUUGGCUUAGCUACAGUUCCACUGAUUGGUUUGAUCAAUAAAAAUCAUAAAAUUGAUGGUAUAUUUGAAAUAUUCCCCCUAACUACAUUCAAAAAACGGAAACAAUCUAAUCAAAUCGAUAAAGAUCAAUCUAAUUGUGGUUUAUUAUAUUUAAAAAUGUAUUGGCAACAACCUUAUACUGUUACUACUACUACUAAUAGUCGUAAUACAGUAGUAUAUAAUCAACCAAAUAUGGAAGAAUCUAAAGAUUUAGAAAUGGAACCAGUAAAACAAGCUGCUGAGAAGCCCUACGUAACUCAAUAUGAAUCUUCUAAAGAAGCUUGCUUGCAACCAAAAUCAUCAUCUAAUGUCUCAUUUACCAAACCUAUCGAUAAACUGAAUCCUCCUGACAAUUUGCCGAAUAACUCAACUAGAAAAAAACAGGAUACACCUGAUCUAGAUCAAGUCAUUGCCAAAGUUCCUGAACUAACUGUCAAUAAAACAGAUAAUCAGAUCUCAAUUCCCUCUGAGGAUCAUUCAAAGACCAAUACAAAAUCGAAUGAAAUGUUAUCAUCAUCAUCAUCAUCGAUACAAAUUCAAUUAGAAAAUUCAGGGAAACAAUCAGUUGUUCCAACUCCACAUCCUAGAACUAAAACAAAUGAACCACAAAAUUUGAAAUUAGAUUUAUUGAAUCCAUCAAUUAUUUCUAAGAAAACUACUAGUAACAAUGUUCAAGAUCCAGAACCAUUAUCAGCAUCACCAAUUGUUCAAUCAAUGUUCACCGAUGAAAAUCAUGUCAAAAUUGAAUUACAUGGUUUACAAUUAAUCAAUUUAUCUAAACUAUUAAAAAACAAUCAUACAUUACCAAAUCAAAUAUUUAUUGAAUAUUCAUUUCUUGGUUAUAAAGAACCAUUUGAAACUAGUACAUAUCCAUUAAUUGAAUGGAUAGAUAAUAAUAAUAAUAUAUUAAAAGCAAAUUUUUAUUAUACUAAAACAUUUCCAGUUGAUUUUACAGAGAAUUAUGAACGUAGACAAUAUUUAGCUAGUUAUCUAUUACCAGAAGAUCCAAAUAAUGGUAAUAUAAUUUUUAUUAUUGUUAGUGAACCAUCUACAACAACAACACAAUCAGCUGAAUGUGAAGAAAUUGGUUAUGCUAUGAUUAAUAUUAGACAAAUCAUACAAGAUAAUUGUGAUAUAGAUCAUGUAUUUAUUCCAAUUACCGCUGCUAAAGCUGUCGACGGUGAAACAGAGAGUUUAAAUGAAAUCGGAAGACUUUGUGUAUCAUUUUAUGGUUUAUCAGCACUUCAUGCAAUCAUUGCUGAAAUGCCUCAAGUGAAAUUGGCUAUUUAA
Schistosoma rodhaini is the source of this 3870-nucleotide messenger RNA. The record is from the annotation of a GenBank genome assembly. Lineage: Eukaryota; Metazoa; Platyhelminthes; Trematoda; Strigeidida; Schistosomatidae.